This is a messenger RNA of Petromyzon marinus (sea lamprey), 2159 nucleotides long. Lineage: Eukaryota; Metazoa; Chordata; Hyperoartia; Petromyzontiformes; Petromyzontidae. The record is from RefSeq and is a predicted model, not a curated record.
GCGGUCACAGCUCGCUCCGUCCCUUUUCAUUUUCUGUUUUAACCCCCAAACCCCGUCGCAAGAUCCUGUCGACGAAUAUAGCGGAGGGCGGCAUCGCGUUGAACGACGUGGUGUUCGUGAUCGACUCGGGGAAAGUGAAGGAGAAAUCGUACGACGCGCUCGCCUCGGCCACCAUGCUCAAGACGGUCUGGAUUUCCCAGGCCAGCAGCCUCCAGAGGAGCGGCAGGGCUGGGAGGUGUCGCCCCGGCAUCUGCUUCCACCUGUUCAGCAAGGUGCGCUUCCGGAACAUGCCGGAGUUCCAGGCCCCCGAGCUGCUUCGAGAGCCGCUGCAGGAGCUGUGCCUGCACACCAGGCUGCUGGCGCCGGCCUGCAUGCCGGUCGCCGAGUUCCUGGCCAAGGCUCCGGAUCCCCCGCCCAAUCUCAUCGUCCGCAACGCCCUGCAGAUCCUCAAGGCGAUCGACGCGAUGGACGACCGGGAGGACCUGACGGAGCUGGGUCAUCGCCUGCUGGACCUGCCCACGGAGCCUCACCUGAGCAAGAUGGUGCUGCACGGCGUCGUGCUCAAGUGCCUCGACCCGGUGCUCACCAUCGCCUGCUCGCUCGCCUGCCGCGACCCCUUCGCGCCGCCCGGCCAGCCGGCGCACAGACGCGCCGCCGCCGCCUUCUCGCGCAAAAAUCUCGCCGCCUUCACGUUCAGCGAUCACAUGGCCCUGCUCCGGGCAUUCCAGGCGUGGCAGAAGGCGUGCGCCGGAGGCUCGGAGCGCUCCUUCUGCGAGCGAAGCUUCCUGAGCCGGGGCACCAUGGAGAUGAUCGUCGGCAUGAGGACGCGGCUGUUGGGUCAUCUGCGCGCGUCCGGUUUCGUGCGGCCGAGAGGCGUGGGCGACAUCCGCGACCUCAACACGAACUCGGAGAAGUGGCCGGCGGUGAAGGCGGCGCUGGUGGCGGGGCUCUACCCCAACGUGAUCCACGUGGAUCGCACCACUCAAACGCUCACCACGAGGCUGGAGCGUAAGGUGCACCUCCACCCUUCCUCCUGCGUGCUCGACCAGUGCGUCUUCAAUAAGGUACCACCGUGCGAGGGCGUUCCACAGGGGGUGGCGGCGCUUCCCACCGACUGGCUCGUGUUCGGCGAGAUGACGCGAGUGCACCGCCUGCCAAUCGCUCGCUGCGUCACGGCCGUGAGCCCCGUGGCGGUGGCUCUGUUCGCCGGGCCCCCCCCUCGCCUCGCCGCCUCCGCCCUCCGGGGACCGUCACCGACGCACGUGGAGGGGAUUCCUCCCGAUAGCGGCGACAACGAGAUUGAGGAGGAGGGGGAGGAGGAGGAGGAGGUGAACACGGCCGUUCUGCAUCUAGACGAGUGGAUCAACUUCAAGUUGGACCCCGAGGCGGCGAACCUGCUGCUGCUGCGGCAGAAGUGGCGCGCGCUGUUCGCGCGCCGCAUGCGGGAGCCGUCGCGCGCCCCGUCGCAGGCGGACGAGGCGACGGUGAGCGCCGUCGUCGCGGCGCUGGCCCGCGAGGACGAGGCCCUCGGCCUGCGGCAGGCCCGCCGCCUCCGUCUCCGCAUGCGCCACUUCGUCGUGAAGAGCGGCAACGUGCGCAGCCUGGAGCUGUCGCAGCAGAGGGUCGUCUGGCCGACGAAACUGAACGGCGCGUUCCCGUCGUGCCCCGUCGUCCACCUCGUCUUCUCCGUGCGGGGCUCCGGACGCUUCCAGGGCUACGCACGGAUGGUGUCGGAGAUCGGCAAGGAGCGGCCGGAGACCGGGGGCUCCCCCGCGCUGGGCGGAGCGUUUCGGGUGCUGUGGCUGUACCUGGGCAGGAUCCCCUUCCAGCAGGUGCAGCACCUGCUCAACCCGUGGUGUAACAACAACAAGAGGGUGCAGAUGAGCCGUGAUGGGCAGGAGCUUGAGACUCGGGUUGGAGAACAGCUGCUCAAAUUGUGGGACAGAUGGCCCCGUGUCGCCGGUGAUGGUGGUGGCGGCGGCGGCGAUGGCGGCGGUGUCGUGGGUGCCACUGGCGCCGCUGGCAGCGCUGACGACAACACGGCGGAGCUAAUUGGAAGCAGAGCAACACGCACCCCGGCGGAUGGGACCCCUCCUCUCCUCGAGGGCUGUGCGAAGGCCGCAGCAAGUCAGUCCCCUCUGCAGAUGCCGAGGUGCUAA